Molecule: messenger RNA, 3297 nt
Organism: Eimeria maxima
Lineage: Eukaryota; Apicomplexa; Conoidasida; Eucoccidiorida; Eimeriidae
Exons: 4
Coding region: 1-3297 (1098 amino acids)
Biological process (GO): termination of RNA polymerase II transcription
Cellular component (GO): mRNA cleavage factor complex; cytoplasm
Molecular function (GO): mRNA binding; RNA polymerase II complex binding
Source: RefSeq, a predicted model, not a curated record
AUGGCGCCUCUGCCAGAUGGGUCUUCUUGGAGUCUCUUCUGGGGCCUCCUGCUGUCGGUUUCUUCUCUCCUCUCUUCCCUCGGCGUGUCCGCCUCAGAUGGCGGAGGGCCCUUAGGGGCCCUACCGGUGCAAACUGCUCCGCAUCUAUCUGCUCCCUCAGGCCUCCCUGCAGAGGUGGGAGUUCCAACCAUCGGUCUGCAAAGGGAGGAAAUCCCUGAGACACUAAGCGGGAUCCAGUCAGGGGGGGCUAAGGUGGCCCCCGGUUCCUCUGGGGUUCCUGGCGUGGGUAGUGCGUCCCCUCCAGUUCCCUCGUUGCAACUAGAGGCCCCUGCUUCAGGUGCAGGAGGGCCCGCUGAGGGGUUGAGGCCCCCUCUCCUGCCUGACAGUUCAUCGUCGAGGCUGUCGCCUACCCCCUCUGGGGCCCAUCUGAAGGGGCCUUCCGUUGUGGGGGGAACUCAGACGCUUACAGCCAUUGGAGUGACUGCAGAUGGCACAGCAUCAUCAUCCGCCAAGCUUCCAGGGUGGUUCCCCACCACACAGGGGCAUCUCGUCUCUCCUGAGGGGUUCCAAGCCUUGCCUAAGGGGCCUUCUGUUACCCGUGAGGGGCUCCUAGGAUCCCUUACGAAAGAGGAAGGCAAGAGCGACAUCCACCCUGAUGAGACUCAGCAUCAGCUGUUGCAGGCGCCGCAGGAGCCGCAGCACCAACAUGAACAGCCGCAGGUAAAGGAGGCCGUGUCGCAGCUGCCGGAGACGCAGCAGCAGCCGCUGCAGCAAUUGCAGCAGGGACAGCAUCAAGAACUACGGCAAGAACAACAGCUGCAGCAGGCGCAGCCACAGCAACAGGUUGCUCAGGAACAGCACCCCCAACAGGAGCAGCAGCAGGAACAGCAGCAGGAGCAGCAGCAACAGCAGCAGCAACAGCAGCAGGAGCCGUAUCCCCGCGAACAGGGACCGCAAGAGCAGCAGGAGGAACCACAGCAAGAGCAUGGGCCCCAGGAGCGUACUAGUGUAGCUCAGCGUGAUUCUGCUGCUACUGCUUCUGCAUCAUCUGACUCUCAAGGUACUUCUGCUGCUGAAGAUGAGGGGGCAGCAGCUAAGGAAGAGAGUCUGCAGGGUACCACACCUACGAGUGCCUCCGACGACCCUAGCGGGGGCCCCCGUGAUAAAGCAGAAGGGGCCCGAGGACGUGAAGGAGGGGAAGGGUCGACGGAAGGCUCAACAGCAAAGGAUGCUUCCUCAGGGAGCGGUUGGGGGUUCUAUUUGCAGGCUGUAGAGGAAGGGGUAGUUCCCUCCUCUUGGGGGGCCCUCCUUAGCGGAGUAGUCUUGCUGCUGACGUUGGGGGCCCUUGCUGCAACAGGGGGUACUGGCGGGGGUGCAGUCUUCCUUGCCGUUCUCUUGGGGGCCCUCAAACUUAAAGUUAUGGUUUGCUGCUCCGCGUUUACGGGGACUUACAUGCACAGGAGGAGGGAAAUUCAGGAGGGCCUCUCAGCAGUAGACGAGGUGCGUAUCCCUGUGUCCUCCGCUGCUGCCGCUGCUGCUGCUGCAGCUGCUGCUACGGUGGGGCUGCAGUGCGUGUGCAUGCAUGAUUUGGUGUUCAAUGCGCUUCAGAUGUGGCUCAACCUGUUGGUGCCGAUGGCCCUUAGCGGGACGCUUGUGGGGGUCUUGCUGAACUCGUUGUGUCCUCCGUCGGUACUGCUGGUGCUGCUGCUGGUGCUGCUCGGGGCCCUCUGUUGCCGCUCGUUGCUGUCAGCAGUUCGUAUGUAUCAACAAGAAGAGCAGACACGCAGCAUGGAGGCGUUCGACGUUGUCGCCUUUCCAAACCAAGAGUUGUUGCGGGGUUCCCUAAGGGGGGUCCCCAGGGGACCUCCCUCAACGGAGUUGUGGGGGCCUUCCCCGCGUGCGGCAGACGAGGAGCUGCAGCCGGCGCUGAGGAACCCACUCUCUUGCAACAGCAGCAGCAGCAGCACAGAAAACAGCAAAGGCAGGGGCCUGCUGCUGCACACAGAGGCAAUCCACAGAAUGGCUCUUACCGAUUCUCUGGUAGAGGCUACCGGGACACCAAGGGAGUUGGAGCCUCUUUCUCUUGCAGCAGCAGCAGCAGCAACGGCUGCUGCAGGAGACAGUGCCAGCAGCAGAAGACCCAGCGGCGGCGACACUGAGGAGCAGCAGCAGGAGCAGCACGUGCAGCAUCUACCUCAGCACGACUAUUUCGUUACUCCCAGCAGCAGGCCCCCACCCACUCAAGAAGAGGGUCCUGAAGGCUUGCCCGUUUCCCCCCUGGUUAUAUCGCUGGAGGCCCAAGACAGGCUGCUGCAGAUGACGCACAUCUGUGCGUUUGCAUCUCAGGAGAUCGCUGGAGAAUCUGCUGCUGCUGCUGCGGAGGUCCCCCCUCUCACGGGAGCCCCCCGAUUCAGCUUACGACGAGGGUGGUGGCGGCGCGCAAAGAGCUUCUUGACAGCAGAAGGAACCUCGCCCAGCGGCAGUGACUUCCUUGUUGGACUACACACGGGGGGGCCCCACGACAAUCCCUUCGCGGAUGCUGCAGAGGAAUACAUCGUACAUCCCCCGGCAGGCGCGUUGGGGGGCCCCUCGUCUCCAGCAGUGGAUGGAGACAACUCGCGUACACAGCAUCAACAACAGGAAAUGUGUGUGCAGCGACUUUGGCGGCGCUGCGUCGGUUCUGCAGCAGCAGCAGGAAUGUGCCUGCUUCAGCUGUCCGUCUCGCUCGCUGUGGUGAAAGAGUUCAAAGCGGCGCACCCGCACUUCUCGUUUGGUGCUGCUGCUGUUGCUGCUGCUUCUGCUGCUGCAGUCCGCAUGGUUAACCGGGGCCGCUCUUUUGCGACGAGCUGCAGGACCGUCUGCUGCAGGGCAUGGAGAGCAGCAGUACGAGGGACCCUGUGGGGUCUCCGCGCUGCUGCCCACCCGCUUCAGCAGCAGCAGCAGACAGGGCGUGCAGCGCCUGGGCGGCGGUUGCAGGAGAGUGCUUUGCUGCAAGGGAGGGGGACUCGUUUGGGGUCUGUGGAGAUGGAGACCCUGUCUGUGUCUGUGGGUGGGGCCCCAGACGCGGGGCCCCGCAGACUCUCUCCAUCUCUCGCAUCAGUCCCCCUUUCCCCUCAUUUUCCUGCUGCAACGGAACAAGAAGGAGACAGUGCAACAGAAGAGGCAGAGCUGCUGCUGCGGGCCCUGCUGGUAGCCCCUAUUGUUGGUAUGUUAACGGGGGUCUUGGCAGGGCUUCUCGCUGUUGCUGUGGCCACUUUAAUGACUCUGAGACGUUACUUUAAAGGGGGCCCCGUUUAA